CGGCGGUUGUGGAGGCGCCGCCGGCGGGGCCCGUGUGGUGCGAGUGAGCGAGCGAGGGCCGGGCCGGGCCCUUCCGCUGAGCGAGCGAACGCGGCUGCAGGCCCAGACCAGGAUUUUGAGAGCCUGAAACAACCUCAGAAUGUUUAACAAAUCAUUUGGAACGCCUUUUGGUGGCACCACAGGCGGCUUUGGGACGACUUCAACUUUUGGACAGAAUGCUGGCUUUGGCACUACAAGCGGAGGGGCAUUUGGAACAUCGGCUUUUGGAACAAAUAAUAAUACAGGAGGACUCUUUGGGACUGCACAGACCAAACCAGGCGGGUUAUUUGGCUCAAGUACCUUUAGCCAGCCGGCCACAUCUUCCACUAGCACUGGCUUUGGGUUUGGAACAUCAACGGGAACCUCCAGUGGCUUGUUUGGGACAGCGAGCACUGGUGGAGGCCUCUUCUCCUCCCAGAACAAUGCCUUUGCACAAAGUAAACCCGUGGGGUUUGGCAACUUUGGGACAAGUACUAGCAGCGGGGGUCUGUUUGGAACCACUAACACAACCUCCAAUCCGUUCGGAGGCACAUCUGGCUCCCUCUUUGGAUCGACUAGCUUUACCGCUGUUCCAACUGGCACAACUAUUAAAUUUAACGCACCGACUGGCACUGACACAAUGGUGAAGUCUGGCGUCAGCACAAACAUCAGUACCAAGCAUCAGUGCAUUACUGCUAUGAAAGAAUAUGAAAGUAAAUCGCUGGAGGAGCUUCGUCUGGAAGACUAUCAAGCCAAUAGGAAAGGUCCCUCCAAUCCAGUAGGAGCUGGAGCCACUCCAGGGCUGUUUGGACCGUCGACUGCUACCUCCAGUGCAGCCACCGGACUCUUUGGUUCCUCCACCACUAACGCAGGCUUUACGUACGGACAGAAUAAAACAGGUUUUGGAACCACUCUUUCUGUUCCAGGUACAUCAGGCUUUGGAACAGGACAAGGUCUCUUUGGUCAGACGCAGCAAACAACCAGCCUCUUCAACAAGCCUUUUGGCCAGGCCACCACUGCGCAGAACACGGGCUUUUCGUUUGGCAACACCAGCACCCUUGGGCAGCCCAACACAAACACCAUGGGUUUAUUUGGAGCAACACAGCCCUCUCAAACUGGAGGCCUUUUUGGAACCGCUGCCAAUACGAACACUGCUACUGCAUUUGGAACUGGGACAGGUCUCUUUGGACAAGCCAAUACAGGAUUUGGUGUUGGUGCCUCGUCCCUAUUUAGCAACAAACCUGCUGGGUUUGGAACCACGACCACCAGCGCGCCCUCAUUUGGGACAACCACAAGCGGACUUUUUGGUUUUGGGGCAAACGCCGCUGGGACUGGCCUGUUUGGAAACAAGCCCACUGCUGGAACUCUGGGAACUGGACUUGGAACAGGAUUUGGACCAGCCCUUAGUGCGGGACAGACUUCGUUGUUUGGGAGCACCCAGCCUAAACUAGGAGGCACAUUGGGGACAGGAGCAUUUGGCGCUCCUGGGUUUAAUACGUCCACCGCCACCCUGGGCUUUGGAGCUCCCCAACCUGCUGUGGCUUUGACAGAUCCAAAUGCUUCAGCCGCCCAGCAGGCCAUUCUUCAGCAGCACCUCAACAGCUUGACUUACUCCCCCUUUGGGGAUUCCCCUCUCUUCAGAAACCCCAUGUCUGACCCAAAGAAGAAAGAGGAGAGGCUGAAACCAACCAAUCCAGCGGCCCAGAAGGCAUUCACCACGCCCACUCACUACAAGUUGACCCCUCGCCCUGCCACGAGGGUACGGCCGAAAGCUUUGCAGACCACGGGUUCUUCCAAAUCCCACCUCUUUGAUGGCCUAGAUGAUGAUGAGCCGUCCCUGUUAAACGGGGCUUUCAUGCCCAGGAAGAGCAUUAAGAAGUUGGUGCUGAAGAACAUCAACAGCAGCAGUCUGUUCUCUCCUGCCAGCUGUGACGUGAAUGACCUCGCCUCUCCAUCUGAGUAUCCAGAGAAUGGAGAACGGUUCCACUUCCUCUCCAGGUCAGUUGAGGAAAACCACAGGCAGGACGGAGAGCAGCAGGAGGAAGACAGUCACCCUCGCGAAGGGCUGCACUUCUAUGCCAACCCCACUGGCAAGCCCCUCCCUCAGACACCAGAGAGCGCCAUGCGCAAGCAUCAUAACCACAUGGACGACACCAUUCUGGCCCUGAACGUGCGGCCAGCCCUGCGGAAUGGGCUGGAAGGCAGCAGUGAGGAGGCCUCCUACCACGAGGAGUCCCUGCAGGACGACCGCGAGGAGGAGGAAGUGGCGGACAGCAUGCACCAUACACAUCCAGCAGGAAUCGUUUUAGUGCGAGUUGGGUACUACACCAUUCCGUCUAUGGAAGAGCUGGCCAAGAUGACGAGUGACCGAGGAGAGUGCAUCGUGACGGAUUUCACCAUCGGCCGCAAAGGCUAUGGCUCAGUCUACUUUGAAGGUGAAGUCCACUUGACUAACUUAAAUCUGGAUGAGAUCGUGCACAUCCGCAGGAAAGAAGUUAUCGUCUAUCCAGAUGAUGAAAUGAAACCCCCCGUUGGGGAAGGUUUAAAUCGGCGAGCUGAAGUUACUUUGGAUGGCGUUUGGCCGACUGAUAAAACCUCCCGUUGCUUGAUAAAGAGUCCAGAACGGCUGGCAGAAAUGAACUACGAAGGCAGGCUUGAGGCCGUCUCUCGGAAACAGGGUGCCCAGUUCAAGGAGUACCGCCCUGAAACCGGUUCGUGGAUUUUCAAGGUGGCCCACUUCUCAAAGUACGGCUUGCAAGAUUCGGAUGAGGAAGAGGAGGAGGAGCCAUCGAAAGUGGAGGCGAAGAAAUUAAAAACUGCUCAGGUGCCCCCUCCGGGCCGUUUGGUGUCUCAGCAAACUGCUCUAAGCGGGAAACCAGAACCUCCCUCCAAGAGCCCAGAUAUUGAACAGCUGGAGAAGGUUGUGGAAUUCGACAGUGACAUGGCUGACAUCACUCAGGAGCCCGCUCAGGAUUUUGCCGUGGAAGAAAGCCUCACGGAUGAGCAGGAGCCGGUGCCCGCUUCCACCCACAUUGCAUCCUCUCUGGAUAUCAACCCUCACACGUUGCAGAUCAUGAAGGCUUCCUUGCUUGUGGAUGAGGAGGAUUUGGACUUGAUCCUAGAUCACCGCUUUGGUAAGCAAGCUGCACCAAUGGACACGCCCCACGAUAUCUGCUCUCCAAGGCUUCCGAUCUCCUCCUUGAUGCAAGGACAGAAAAGCUGCCUCUCCGUUGGCGGGUUGCUGCAGUCGAGGCUCUCCAGCGGCUCUCUCCUCCUCUCAAGCGCAUCGCUCCAGGACCGGCGCAGUCCAAGGACUUCCUCGCUCGGCAGCGCUCUUCCCGCUCCACCUUGGCCGGCCCUUCCUUCACUGGCGCCCGUGUUCACAGUGCCCAGCCCAGCGCAUGACAUCCCACUGAAAACAGUGGGCGUCCGCCGGCACCCUGAGCUGGUGCCGCUGGAGAAGUCUGUCACGUACGGGAAAGGACGGCUGCUGAAGGACAUGGCCCUCUUCAUGGGGCGCUCCUUCCGCGUCGGCUGGGGACCCCACUGGGUUCUCGUCCACAGCGGAGAGCAGUUGAGCACCUCGAGUGAGCUGGAAGAUCCCCACAGUGAGUCCAUGGAGUUUGGAUUCUUGCCAGCACCGGUGGCUCCAAAACAGCUCUCAGAGUCUCCCUUCAAGGUUCACGUAGAGAAGCUGAGCUUGGAAGGAAAAGCCGCCAACGGGAAUCUGCACUUGUACCUCAUUCCACUCGAGAUCAAGCUGAAGCACAGCACUGUCCACAUGGACGAGCCCUGCCCCUUCCUGACACCCAACCCGGGCGUAGCAGCCAUCCACGAGUACGCUGGAUGGGCUGCAGAGGCAGGUGGAGACCCAGAAGAAAGGGACGCGGUGGUGAAGGACUGGUGUUUGGUGUGGACCUUGUGUGAGGCGCUCUGGGGCCACUUGAAAGAGUUGGAGGCCCGCUUAGAGGAGCCCGGCGAAUACAUCCUCGCCCUGGAGCGCCGGAAGGCCUUCUCCCGCUGGCUGUCGCAGGCAGCUGCUGAGCGCAUCAAGGACGAGGUCUCGCUCAGCCAGAAUGACAACCCCGCGGAGGCUGUCUUCAGCUACCUCACUGGCAAGCAGAUUGGCGAAGCUUGCAGGCUGGCACAACAGUCCGGAGACCACAGGCUGGCUCUGCUGCUCUCCCAGCUGGUAGGGAGCCAGGAGGUCAGGGAGCUCCUUGCCUUGCAGCUCGCGGACUGGCAGCAGCUCCAGGCAGACGCCUUCAUCCAGGAGGAAAGGCUGCGCAUAUUUGCACUACUAGCUGGCAAGCCGGUGUGGCCUUUAUCCGAGAGGCAAAGCGUCAACGUCUGUUCCCAGCUGGACUGGAAGCGUUCCCUUGGCAUCCACCUCUGGUACCUGCUUCCUUCCACGGCGCCCCUUUCCAAGGCCCUCAGCAUGUAUGAAUCUGCGUUCCAGGAUUCCUCGGAGUGCGAUAAGUAUGCCUGUUCUCCGCUGCCUCCGUAUCUAGAAGGCUCAGGCUGCGUAAUUGAGGAAGGCGAUUCACAACACCCGCUGCGGGACGUGUGCUUUCACCUGUUAAAACUGUACAGUGAUAGGUGCUACGACCUGCAUCAGCUGCUUGACCCCCGGAGCAUAACAGCCGACCCCUUGGACCACCGUCUCAGCUGGCACCUGUGGGAAGUGCUGCGGGCCUUGAACUACACCCACCUGUCCGAGCAGUGCCAGGGCGUGCUGAAUGCCAGCUAUGCCGCCCAGCUGGAGAGCGAGGGCUUGUGGGAGUGGGCGGUGUUUGUCCUGCUCCACACGCCCAGUGCACAGAUGCGUGAGAGGGCCGUGCGUGAACUGCUGAGCCGUCACUGCAAACCGUUGGAGACCCCGGAGUCCUGGGAGAAGGAAGCCUUCCUCACGGAGAAGCUGUGUGUGCCACCGGAAUGGAUUCAUGAAGCCAAGGCCACGCGGGCCAGGAUGGAGGGCGACCGGCACAAGGAGGCCCUCCAUUUGUUCAAGGCGGGACACUGGAACCCGUGCCACAGGCUGGUCAUCAGGCACUUGGCUUCAGAUUGCAUCAUUAACGAAAACUACACCUACCUGAAGGGGUUCUUAGAAGACCUGUCUGCCCCAGAGCGCAGCACGCUCAUCCAGGAUUGGGACACGGCCGGGCUGGUUUUCUUGGACUACAUCCAAGUCAUUGAGAAGCUCAGCAAGAUUCAGCAGCUGGAUUGUUCUGGGUACGAGCUGGAGGAGCUGCACACCAAAGUGAUUUCGCUCUGCAGCAGGAUAGAGCUGGUCCAGUGUCGUAAUGCCAGGGACCGAUUGGCUCAGUCUGAAAUGGCGAAGCGCAACGCGGACCUCUUGCGCGCGGUGUUGAGCCUGCAGCACCCUCCGGAGUCGGUUUCCGGCGCCCCCGACGUGCAGAGGGUGCCGCUGCGCCUGCUGGCCCCCCACAUCGGCCGGCUCCCCAUGCCGGAGGACUACGCGCUGGAGGAGCUCCGCGGCCUCACGCAGUCCUACCUGCGGGAACUGACGGUGGCGGCGCAGUGAGGCUGGCCGGCCGCCGCUGAGCCGCUCGCGAGCCCUCCGGCCCUGGCUUUCGGGGCCAAGCCGCUGCCCCCCCAACCCCUCUGCAGCACUCUUCAAGCGAUGCAGGACUGUUUCCUACCAUGCAGGAUGCUGCAUGGCUACUCCCGGAGGGCAGGAGACCACACGGGCGGAGCGUGAAGACUCAGGCCUGGCUUUGGCACGCCCACGCCCGCCCGCCCACCGACAGACGCGUGCUUCGUAAUGUCAAUAAAGCCUCUCCUGCUGCAGAAGCCCUGCUCUUGUCGUCAUCGUCGCCGCCGCCGCCUGACUGGACAGCAGGCAGGGAACAAGGCCCAGGACGGAUCGCCUUCCGGAUCUCAAGCGGUUGACAAAAAGCCAGGGAACGGUCCGCUCGAGUUGGGUUUAGGCAGAGGGUCUGUUUUGGGAGCGAGAGGCUUCGAGAGUGACCUGCUCAGCUUGGGGGGUGCUGGAGCAGCGGUGGCUCUGGCAUGGGGGGGGGGGCGUGGGGGGGGGCUGGUCAGAUCUGCGUUGUGCUGCUUGGCUUUUGGAAGGGAGAGCACAUGCCCCGAGUGCCGCGUUCGUAGCUCAAGGCAUGCCAAGGGCUCUCCCCACAGCACCGCCGACAACCUUUGCCUGGAAAUGCAGCCGUUGGUUGACCCAAGUCAGCCUCCUCUGCAGCUGGCUUUCCUCGGGGGGGGGGUGCUCCUUGCAGGUGGGGGCUGGAGGCGCCUGCCCUUGGCCUUGGCCCUUCCCCUGCCUCCCUCCUUGUCUGGCUGUCGGAGGCCUCGGUUGUUCCUAAACUGAGCUGCUCUCGUUCUCCAAGCAGCCGUGGGAGGCAGAGCGGGCGAGCCUCCCCAGGGCUUGUGCCUGCUGCGAGAGCGGGUGCCGCCCUCAGACCAACCAGUUCAAAGUAGUGGCGUUGGCCUGUUUGCCAGGGAUGUCCAGGCAUGAGACUGUCCAGCGAGCAAGUGGCCGGAAGGCGCUGGAGCCCCGGCGCGCGCCAUCACGCCCGAACCUUGGAGGGCCGGCAAGCGCUGGGGCCGGGCCGGCUGCCCUUCCCC
Molecule: messenger RNA, 6624 nt
Organism: Elgaria multicarinata webbii
Lineage: Eukaryota; Metazoa; Chordata; Lepidosauria; Squamata; Anguidae
Gene: NUP98
Product: nucleoporin 98 and 96 precursor
Exons: 33
Coding region: 140-5563 (1807 amino acids)
Biological process (GO): protein import into nucleus; RNA export from nucleus; post-transcriptional tethering of RNA polymerase II gene DNA at nuclear periphery
Cellular component (GO): nuclear pore cytoplasmic filaments; nuclear pore
Molecular function (GO): structural constituent of nuclear pore; RNA binding
Source: RefSeq, a predicted model, not a curated record